AUGGGCCAACCAAACGGCAAGGAUUCCAAGAUGGGGAGACGGGGCAGCAGGAGUGAUGACGCGCCUGUUGUUGGUUACGUCCAUCGUGGCAGCUCCGCAGUCAACCAACCCGUCAGAUUGCGUACGGGGACCAUGCGAGAGAACAUUCUGCAGCAACCAGCACAGCACCGUGAUCCCAUGAUGGAGGUAACUCUCUCCGCGUCUGGCGGCACGGGGGUUAAGCGUAAUGGCGCAAUUCACACGGGUGAUCCAUUUGUGAAGACGAAGAAGUACCCCAUCGUUCUGCGCUACGCCGACAAAGAUGCCAAGAAGCUGCUGUCCAACAAGCGAAGGAUUUAUGUUGCAGUAGAGUCGCUGGAGUGGCGCCCGGUACAAAUGGCGCCCAGUGAGGAUUCCUUCUACGCCAUCGUUGAGCUCACGCCAGGCAGCCACCGAUACCGCUUCCUCGUUGACGACGAGCAGGUCGUCGACAGCACGCAGCCCCUCGCAGACAUGCCGCAGGACGGCUCCAAGGAUGCCCCUGCGAAUCUCCUGCAGCUUAACGAGGUUCUCUUGACGACCAAGGAGGACGAGGAGAUUAUGGAUGACGGGGACGGGUGGGGCCAGAACCACGAGAUCUUCGAGGAGACGCGGAAGUAUCCGCCCAUCGUGCCAGUGCACUUGCGCUACACACCACUCAACACCCCACCCACCGCCGUGCGCUGCACACGCGACGGUGUGAUGUCGGCGGGCGAAGUCAUGCCGCCGGAGCACCUUCCGCUGCCGUUGAAUGUGACGAUCAACCACGUCUACUUUCAGCGUCGCGAGGACCACUCCGUCAUGGGACUGACAACACGCUACUGCAACAAGUACACUACAGUAGUGUACUACUCGAAGAUGGGGGCACCGAGUGGGUGA
Messenger RNA from Trypanosoma rangeli, 897 nucleotides. Its product is annotated as 5-AMP-activated protein kinase, regulatory beta subunit. NCBI's taxonomy places the organism in Eukaryota, Euglenozoa, Kinetoplastea, Trypanosomatida, Trypanosomatidae. Gene Ontology annotation, molecular function: protein kinase binding. Gene Ontology annotation, cellular component: cytoplasm; nucleotide-activated protein kinase complex; nucleus. Gene Ontology annotation, biological process: signal transduction. Bases 1 to 897 code for a protein of 298 amino acids. The record is from RefSeq and is a predicted model, not a curated record. The transcript has a single exon.